UCUCAUCCUUGUCCAGACAAGAGAGCUCUUGUGACAAUGACAGUUGGAGAGAUAAAGAGAGCAAGAGGCUGGGAGAGUGAUGAAGAGUGGACAAGGCAGAUUGCUGUGAACUGAGUUUAGUGUUGCGGAGGGGACAAAAGGAAGCAAGUCUGUGCAGGGAGGAAAGAAGCUGGUGAGACUGAUCAGACACAAGAGAGGCUGAGUACCCAUGAUGUCAUUGACUGCGCCGGCUGGUACUCCCUCUCCCUCCUCCCUUCCUCUCUCCUCUCUGCCUCUCUGCAUCUCUCCAUCUCUGUCGUCAUUGUGAGAAAACCUGGGAGUGGCCGGAAGGAGGAGAGCCAGAAGAGAAAGAAGAAGAGGACAGAGGAGGAGGAGGACGGAGAGUUCGAUCAAGCCAUACCUUCAAAUCAGAUUUUUCCUGGAUAUUUUCACAGCGUCCUUCCAUUUACGGCAGCAGGAUGGCUGAGGGCUCCGUGUCCAUCGCAGAGGUGGAGACUUCCUUCCAGAAGUUUGCUGUCCAUGGGGACACCAAGGCCACAGGGAAGGAAAUGAACGGCAAAAACUUUGUCAAGCUCUGCAAGGACUGCCACAUCGUCGAUGGCAAGAACGUCACCACCACCGAUGUUGACAUUGUUUUCAGCAAAGUCAAAGCAAAGUCAGUUCGUGUAAUCACAUUUGAGCAGUUCAACCAGGCCCUGACUGAGUUGGCUCCAAAACGUUUCAAAGGCAAAAGCAAGGAGGAGUCACUACAGCAGCUCUAUGGUCUCAUUGCUGGGAAGGAGCCCGCCAACGUUGGAGUCACUAAAGUGGCAAAGGCAGCAGCAGUGGACAGACUGACUGAUACCACCAAGUACACUGGAUUACAUAAAGAGCGGUUUGAUGAGACUGGCAAAGGAAAAGGGAAGGCCGGGCGUGAGGACAUCCCAGAUACCAGUGGCUACGUGGCAGCUUACAAGGGCAGCGGCACUUAUGAUGACAAAGUGAAAGAAGCAUAAUCCUGUUGAUAGAUUAUGAAAACUUGAACCUGAAUCAGGGGUAUUACACAAAAAAUGAACAAAAAUUCAUUGGCUACUCUAUUUUUCAACACAAAAGAAAUAUACAUAUGUACUGUGGGCCUAUUCAUGACACGCUGACAACAAUUCAACAAAAAAAAUGUAUAAUUGGUCUUUCAAAGUUUUCAUAAUGUGACAACCAGGAUGGGAAACCUAGAGAAACUAUUUCCUGAAAAUUAUCAAAAGAUAAUGAAUAUAUUUACCUGCACUGAGUACAGCAAUUUCAAUGGCAUGAACCACUGAUAGUGUUCUGUGUAUAUAUUUUCAGUUAUUUUACAGGGACGAAAGAUUAAACUGCACUUGUAGCCAAACAUGCUUCGUAGAAACUGACUCUGCUUUGUAAUAUAAUUUAACACUGUGCCUUACCAUUGAUGUAGCCGCUAGCGUGAAUGUUCUCAUGUAAUGUGCUGCUAUUCUCAGCUAACAUUAUGCAAUGGAUGAUGAUUUAGCUGGUUUCAAGAAAUUACAGUCAGUAGUCCCUUCUUCACAUGCUAAGCAAAUUAUAUUUGAGUGCCUUUUGCUACAUGACCAAUCAGUGCCCAUUAUCAUUCUUGUCUCUGUUUUUUUUUCCCAAGUUAAGAACACAGAGUUAGACUAUACUGAUGAAGCUAAAAAAAAAAUUGGGAUACUCAUCAUCACAUUAUCUUUCUUCCCUUCUUUCUUCCUUACUGACAACAUUGUGGUGUAAUUCUUUGUGCUCAUUUAAUGUAUCCUCUUGCAUUCUUUAAAUUUCUUCCUAGGCUGAAUGAA
Molecule: messenger RNA, 1802 nt
Organism: Toxotes jaculatrix (banded archerfish)
Lineage: Eukaryota; Metazoa; Chordata; Actinopteri; Toxotidae
Gene: tppp2
Product: tubulin polymerization-promoting protein family member 2
Exons: 5
Coding region: 459-995 (178 amino acids)
Biological process (GO): microtubule polymerization; positive regulation of protein polymerization; microtubule bundle formation
Cellular component (GO): microtubule
Molecular function (GO): tubulin binding; heme binding; electron transfer activity
Source: RefSeq, a predicted model, not a curated record